Molecule: messenger RNA, 3146 nt
Organism: Entelurus aequoreus (snake pipefish)
Lineage: Eukaryota; Metazoa; Chordata; Actinopteri; Syngnathiformes; Syngnathidae
Gene: npepps
Product: aminopeptidase puromycin sensitive
Exons: 23
Coding region: 78-2837 (919 amino acids)
Biological process (GO): proteolysis; peptide catabolic process
Cellular component (GO): cytoplasm
Molecular function (GO): metalloaminopeptidase activity; peptide binding; zinc ion binding
Source: RefSeq, a predicted model, not a curated record
GGGGGUGGGGGGAGGCGGGGCGGCUCCGGUGAGUGACCGGGAGGAGACUAUCGUAGCCGAGGGGAGGUUUCCGGUCGAUGUCGCUCCUUCUGACGCAGACGCUGGUGCAAACGAUCCGUGUCCGCCCGCCCGUCCUCCGGUGUGCCGCGGUAAUAAAAGUCCUCCUCCUUGCAGAUAAGACGGUGAGAGCGGCCGGUCACUGUUCAGCAGCAGCCAUGGCCAAGAGGAGGCCCUUCGAGCGGCUACCCGCCGACGUCUUCCCCGUCAACUACGGGCUGUCUCUCAAGCCCGACCUGAUCAACUUCACCUUCCUGGGCAAGAUGGAGGCGAGGGUGGAGGUGACACAGGCCACUAAUCAGAUUGUGAUGAACUGCGCUGACAUCGACAUCAUCACAGCCUCUUUUGUGUCCAACGGAGGAGAUGAAAUUGACGCCACGGGGUUCAACUAUCAAAACGAGGACGAGAAAGUGACCUUGUCCUUUCCGAGCGCUCUACAAAAAGGCUCUGGUGUGUUGAAGAUCAAAUUUGCCGGAGAAUUGAAUGACAAAAUGAAAGGAUUCUAUCGAAGUAAAUACACAAAUUCCGCAGGAGAGACCCGCUACGCUGCAGUCACACAAUUUGAGGCCACAGACGCUCGCAGAGCCUUUCCCUGUUGGGACGAGCCCGCCAUCAAAGCCACCUUUGACAUCACUCUGAUCGUCCCCAAGGACCGCGUCGCCUUGUCAAACAUGAAUGUCGUUGAGCGACUGCCGUACCCCAGCGAAGAAGACCUGGUGGAAAUCCAGUUUGGCACCUCCCCCGUCAUGUCCACUUACCUCGUAGCGUUUGUCAUCGGCGAGUUUGACUUUGUGGAGAGUCAGUCGUCGGACGGCGUGCUGGUACGCGUCUACACGCCGACGGGCAAGGCGGAGCAAGGGCGCUUUGCACUGGAGGUAGCCACAAAGACUUUGCCCUUUUACAAAGACUACUUCAACGUCCCUUACCCUCUGCCUAAGAUUGAUCUCAUUGCAGUUGCUGAUUUUGCUGCUGGUGCCAUGGAAAACUGGGGCCUCGUUACUUACAGGGAGACAGCGCUGCUGAUCGACCCAAAGAACUCCUGCGCUUCCUCCAGGCAGUGGGUGGCGCUGGUGGUGGGUCACGAACUCGCCCACCAGUGGUUUGGAAACUUAGUCACCAUGGAAUGGUGGACACAUUUGUGGCUUAACGAGGGCUUUGCAUCCUGGAUCGAGUAUUUGUGCGUGGACCACUGCUUCCCAGAAUAUGACAUAUGGACUCAGUUUGUGUCUGCGGACUACACGCGUGCUCUAGACCUGGACGCGCUGGACAGUAGCCAUCCCAUCGAGGUGAACGUUGGCCAUCCCUCUGAGGUGGAUGAAAUCUUUGACGCCAUCUCAUACAGCAAAGGAGCGUCUGUGAUCCGAAUGCUGCACAACUACGUAGGAGACGAGGACUUCAGGAAAGGAAUGAACUCGUAUUUGUUGAAGUUCCAGCACAGAAAUGCGUCGACAGAGGACCUGUGGGACUGUCUGGAACAGGCCAGCGGGAAACCCAUCGCCAGGGUGAUGAGCUCCUGGACCAAGCAGAUGGGCUUCCCCAUUAUUGUGGUGGAACAGCAGCAGGAUGACAACGACCGCGUGCUGAAGUUAUCCCAGAAGAAGUUCUGUGCCAGCGGACCACAUAAUGGUGACAAUUGCCCCUGCUGGAUGGUACCCAUCAGUAUUUGUACCAGCAAGGACCUCAAGUGCUCCAAACUCCAGGUUCUACUGGACAAGCCCGAGAUCACCGUCACCCUGCCAGGCGUAAGCCCAGACCAGUGGAUCAAGGUCAAUCCCGGCACGGUGGGUUUCUACCGCAUCCAGUACAGCUCUGCCAUGCUGGAGAGUCUUCUGCCCGCCAUACGAGACCUCAGCCUGCAGCCGGUGGACCGGCUCAGCCUCCAGAACGACCUCUUCUCCCUGUCCCGUGCAGGCAUGAUCAGCACGGUGGAGGUGCUGAAGCUGAUGGAAGCGUUCGUCAACGAGCCCAAUUACACCGUGUGGAGCGACCUCAGCGCCAACCUGGGCGUGCUGUCCUCCCUGCUCUCCCACACCGACUUCCACGAGGAACUCCAGGAGUUCAUCCGUGACCUCUUCACCCCCAUCGGCCUUCGUCUGGGCUGGGACAGCAAACAUGGAGAAGGUCACCUGGACGCCCUGCUGAGAGGUCUCGUUCUGGGGAAGUUGGGCAAGGCCGGACACAAACCCACACUGGAGGAGGCCCGGCGGAGAUUUAAGGAGCAUGUGGAGGAAAAACAGGUGUUACCUGCAGACCUCAGGAGCCCGGUUUAUUUGACCGUGCUGAAGCACGGAGACAGCAGCACCUUAGAGACCAUGCUGAGGCUUCACAAGCAGGCCGACAUGCAGGAGGAGAAGAACCGCAUCGAGCGAGUGCUCGGCGCCAUCGCCGCUCCCGACCUCAUCCAGAGAGUCCUCACCUUCGCCCUCUCGGAGGAGGUCCGUCCCCAGGACACGGUGUCUGUCAUCGGCGGCGUGGCGGGAAGCAGCAAACAAGGCCGCAAAGCCGCGUGGAAGUUUGUGAAAGACAACUGGGAGGAGCUUCACAACCGAUACCAGGGCGGCUUCCUCCUAUCGCGUCUCAUCAAGCUCACAUUGGACGGAUUCGCCGUGGACAAAAUGGCGGCGGAAAUCAAGAGUUUCUUCGAGAGUCACCCGACGCCGGCGGUGGAGCGCACCCUCCUGCAGUGCUGUGAGAACAUCCUCCUCAACGCCGCCUGGCUCAAGCGUGACGCCGAUGACAUCCACCACCAUCUAAUGCGGCGCAAGGCUCCCCCCGUCUGAGCGGGCCUCCUCUGUCUCCACAAGUACAAGACUUUUUGUCCCCUCGGCAACAAAUCCAAAUUCCAUCUGGACCAGGAUGCUGGUUUUAGCCCCUGCCCUCCCCCCUCCCCUGCCCUGCCCCCCCCCACACCACAACACCAAGACUUGAUCGCUGAACAUGCAACUUUUUAUCGUGCGUGCAUGAUUGGCCAAACAUGUUGUCGUCAUCACGCAGCAGAUUUCUACAUCAUCGUCAUCGUCAUGGGCGGGAUCAAGACAGGAAGUGCAGUCACUAAUUAUAUUAAAAUAAUAACAAUUCAUAGAAACUAC